AUGGGGUCAUCGAAUUAUGGUGCUGGGAAAUCGGAUCCAAGGAAAACUGAUAUGAUGUCGACCCCAUCCACCACCGCAUCAUCGAAAGAAGCCAAGAUAUCAGCCAGGGCACAUCCGAAUGACCAGCACACUUUGUACAUGGCGAUUCUUGCUUGUGGGACUCCGCCUCUUGCAAUGUCGUCAGCUAACCCAAGCAUGAGUGGCGCUCCCAGCAUCCGUGUCAACAGGGGAGUCCAAGACAAGGACUGGCAACCUGUUCGGCACAAGCAUUCUAAGAAUGCAGGAUGGAGUCUAUUCGUUGGAAACCUUGCAUUCACCAUUACAGAAGACCACAUAAGGAAGCGAUUUGGUCAGUGUGGGGAGAUCUUGGAUGUCUACAUCCCUACUUUUGCAGCCUCAGGAAGAAGAAAAGGCCAUGGGUUUGUCAGAUUUAGGAGGAAGGAGGAAGCAACAUCUGCGAAGGACAUGCUUCAUGACAGAUUUCUAGCCAGACGGAGGAUGAUUGUUACGGAUGCUAUUCAGAGACCUGUACCCCACAUCACUUCCUCUUCCUCCCUAAAACCCAGAUCUGAAGAGGCACCCUAUAUCCACGAAGGGACAACACCCCAAGCUCGUCAGCAGAUCUGUAGAGAAGCUAUGUGUGUUGUGCCACCAGUUCCCAACACAAGGUCGUAUGCUGAAGCUCUUCUUCCCCCCAAACCUCCAACGUGGACUGAUUCCAUUAUUGUUUCUAAACGGAUAACGGACCAGGGGAGGGCACACUUAUCUUAUGCUCUGGUUGGAGAAGUGCCAGGCCCAAAUGAUGCCACCAAGAACCUAUACGACGUCAUUCAAUCAUCUACAUUCAGCAACACUUAG
This is a messenger RNA of Magnolia sinica, 858 nucleotides long. RefSeq lists its product as uncharacterized. The transcript is spliced from 2 exons. NCBI's taxonomy places the organism in Eukaryota, Viridiplantae, Streptophyta, Magnoliopsida, Magnoliales, Magnoliaceae. Gene Ontology annotation, molecular function: RNA binding. Bases 1 to 858 code for a protein of 285 amino acids. The record is from RefSeq and is a predicted model, not a curated record.